Molecule: messenger RNA, 909 nt
Organism: Cylindrotheca closterium
Lineage: Eukaryota; Bacillariophyta; Bacillariophyceae; Bacillariales; Bacillariaceae
Source: the annotation of a GenBank genome assembly
AUGAAACGGCAUGGAAUCCCUGUCCUAGAUCAUCGCCCAAAAGUCCAUUGCAGAGUCUUUGAAGACAAUACUGGAGCAUUGGAAAUGGCAAAAGUCCACAAGUGGAGACCCAGGACAAAACACCUCUGCACAAAACUGCACCACUUUAGGUCAUAUGUAACAAGGAAGGAGAUUACCAUUCAUCCUAUUGAUACUGAGGAUCAACCAGCUGAUAUACUGACAAAACCGCUGGCUGUCGAACUCUUUAUCAAACAUAGGAAAUGGUUAAUUGGCUGGAUUUUAACAGCACCUGGUGAAGUAAGAUCAUUUGAUGACCAUGAAGUUCUUGGCCUAUUGAAAAGCAAUGAAUAUGAGGGGCCGCAAUUGACAACUAAGCCCCCACAUGCUGACUUCUCGGUUGUGACAUCUCCCCACAUUGCAACUGAACUUCCCUCCUUUUUUGGUAAGACUGCCAAGGAAUCAGUUUUGAACUGGGAUCGUAGCCGUGUUCAAUCAGUUUGUGAUGCCAUGGAGGCUAAGGGAGCUGUUGGUGGCAUGGGGUUGUCGCAAACAGUUAACACAUAUGAAGAUGGGUACGUGCUUUCACAAAUGCAAGAAGAUACUAACAUAUUUGAUGUUGAAAUGGCGUCAAAUGAAGGCAUGGAAUGUGAAAUCGCUUCCAAGCUUGGCAAGAUUGAAGAAGCUGGACAGUUCGUUGAAAAGAUGACAACCAAGACGGGAGUAGGAAGCAAGAGGUCAGCGCUCAAUGCCUUUCACCGUUUAAAGCCAUUGUUCAUGGAAAUAAUGAAUGUGGUCAGCCUUGAUCCUUCCAAGGCAAACUACUUUGAAGACGCAAUGAACAACAGUUUGGAAGAAGAGGCCAACAAAAACAUGGAGAGCAACCAAAAGCGAUCGAAAACGAACAUGUAG